This is a messenger RNA of Carica papaya (papaya), 2072 nucleotides long. Its product is annotated as protein NRT1/ PTR FAMILY 2.11-like. Gene Ontology annotation, cellular component: membrane. NCBI's taxonomy places the organism in Eukaryota, Viridiplantae, Streptophyta, Magnoliopsida, Brassicales, Caricaceae. Gene Ontology annotation, biological process: transmembrane transport. Gene Ontology annotation, molecular function: transmembrane transporter activity. The record is from RefSeq and is a predicted model, not a curated record.
UUCGUCUCUCCCCACCAACAAGAGGGAUAUUACGGAGGAAGAAAGAAGAGAAAAACCAGAGAGAAAGAAGAUGGAGAUGGACGGGAAAGAACCCUCCGAGAAAAACCAUAAUCUUUCUUCUGAUCACUCAACUAAGGUUGUCAAGUUCAGAGGAUGGAAAGCUAUGCCCUUCAUUAUUGGAAACGAAGUGUUUGAAAAGCUUGGAAUUAUAGGAACUUUAUCUAAUCUCCUCGUCUACCUCACCGCCGUCUUCAACAUGAAAAGCAUUACUGCUGCAACAAUCAUCAAUGUCUUCGGCGGCACCACCAACUUCGGCACCUUCAUUGCAGCUUUCUUAUGCGAUUCCUAUUUUGGCCGAUACAAAACCCUCGGCUUCUCCAUCAUUGCUUGUUUUCUGGGUUCGGUUGUGAUGCAACUCACCUCAGCCAUACCCAGUUUACACCCAGCUCCAUGCUCAAACGGACCAGACACCCUCUGCAAAGGACCGACAACAGGACAAGUUUUAUUUUUGAUGACUGGUUUGGGUUUGUUGAUAAUUGGGGCUGGUGGAAUUCGACCAUGUAAUUUGGCAUUUGGAGCAGAUCAGUUUAAUCCCAAUACAGAAUCUGGGAAGAAAGGGAUUGAUAGUUUCUUCAAUUGGUAUUUUUUCACCUUCACUUUUGCUCAAAUGGUGUCGUUGACUCUCAUUGUUUAUAUUCAAUCAAAUGUUAGCUGGACAAUUGGGUUAGCCAUUCCGGCAGCUUUGAUGCUUUUGGGCACCAUUGUUUACUUUGCUGGUUCAAGAAUUUAUGUGAAAGUGAAAGCUAGUGGGAGUCCAUUAGGGAGUAUAGCUCAGGUCAUUGCUGUUUCAAUCAAGAAAAGGAAGUUGACUCCUCCCAAGCAGCCAUGGCUAGAGCUCUAUAAUUAUAUCCCUCCCAAGUUCAUGAACUCCAAACUCGGUUACACUGAUCAAUUCAGAUAUUUAGAUAAAGCAGCAAUAAUGACAGAAGAAGACAAGUUGAACCCAGAUGGAUCUCCUGCAGAUCCAUGGAAGCUCUGCACGAUGCAGCAAGUUGAAGAAGUAAAAUGCUUAGUACGAGUCAUGCCUAUCUGGGUUGCAGCUUCAUUCUACUACAUAGCCGUGAUUCAACAAAUGACAUACCCAGUUUUUCAAGCUCUUCAAAGUGAUAGACGUUUAGGAAGUAACAAUUUCGAGAUCCCGGCUGCAUCCUACGUCGUUUUCUUAAUGUUAGGAAUGACCAUCUUCAUCCCCAUUUACGACAGAAUACUAAUUCAGUUCUUCAAAAGAAUUACAGGCAAAAAGGGUGGAAUCACUCUACUUCAAAGAAUUGGAAUAGGCAUGUUCAUUUCAGUUAUCUGCAUGGUGGUAUCUGCUUUCAUCGAGGAACGAAGAAGACACAUAGCUUUAACUCAACCAACUCUUGGAAUGGCAAAAAGACGAGGUGCUAUAUCCGCCAUGCCGGGAUUAUUCUUGAUUCCUCAAUUGAUGUUAGCAGGAACUGGAGAAGCAUUUACAGCAAUCGGCCAAGUUGAAUUUUACUACAAACAGUUUCCAGAGAAUAUGAGGAGCAUUGCAGGAUCACUUUAUUACUGUGGUCUGGGUUUAUCUAAUUACCUCAGUACAUUUUUGAUCUCUGUGAUUCACAGGACAACAAGAAAUGCUUCAACUGGCAACUGGUUGCCUGAAGAUCUUAACGAUGGAAGACUGGAUUACUUCUAUUUCACCAUUGCUGGGUUACAGCUGGUUAAUUUGGUUUACUUUUUGAUCUGCUCAAACUGGUAUAAGUACAAAGGAGCCGGGAACAAUGAGGAUGAUAAUGAUGAAGGUGGUAAUAAUGGAGAGAAGAAAAAGCAGAAUAUUCAUGUUUAAAGACUGUCUUUUUGCUAGGGUUUAUGGACUCCAUUAAUGGAAGUUUAGUUGAAGAUCGGCAGGCAGAAUAAAACAAGGUGGGAGGAAUGAAAUGACACAUGGGAGCUCAUGUUGUCCUGUUGAAAAGUUUAUUAUCUGAAAAAGAAAAAAAAGCUGUCUAACCCUUUUAGGAAACAUCAUAUGGAAGCUGAUUCAUCUUUAA